AUGGCGAUUGGAGAUAUCGCAGACGAACACUUCACAUACGAGGCACGGCUCGCAUCGUUCCUCACCCCGCAGCCGCUGUCAAAACGAAGAGCUUCGAACGCGAGUACAAAAGGCGGAAAGUCCGUGAAAUGGCCUCACAGAUUUCUCUCGGGCGCCGAGCUUGCCAAAGCCGGUUUCUUCUUCCACCCGCUACCUUCCAACCCCGAUAAUGUCGUUUGCUUCCUCUGCCAUAAAGCCCUAGAUGGAUGGGAGGAGGGCGAUGAUCCAUUGGCGGAACACUUAAAGCAUUCGUCGGACUGUGGGUGGGCGAUUCUUGCUGCUGUUGAGAAGCAGGUCGCGGAUUUUGGCCUAGAACACCCUUCAAGCUCCAGGAUGAUUGAGGCGCGGCAAGCUACGUUUGCAGAUAAAUGGCCGCACGAGAGCAAGAAGGGCUGGAAGUGCAAGGUCCAGCAGAUGGUGGACGCGGGGUGGAAGUAUACUCCCACACCAGAAUACGACGAUAUGGCAACUUGCGUGUAUUGUGCUCUUGCUCUAGAUGGAUGGGAAAACUCAGACAAGCCAAUGGAUGAGCAUUUAAAGCGAUCAUCGGAUUGCCCUUUCUUCUCUCUGGUCAAUAAACGCGUAAAAAGUCCAGCUCCAAAACGAGCCAAGUCGAAGAAAGAAAGAGCAUCUAAAGCCUCAAGAUUAUCUACUCAAUCGGCAUUCACAGUUGCUUCCGAGGCACCAGAAGACCUCCCGGCAGAGGAGGAGGACAGCAUCUUAACGACAGCUACGAAUGCAACUAUGAAAAGGAUGGGACAGGCCAAGAAAGUUCCAGCUGCAAAGGGAAGGAAGACGAGGACUAAGAAGGGCGAACCUGUCGAAGUUGAGCCCGAGCCCGAGGAUGAUAGCGUCGAAAUGGACGAAGCGCCCAAACCAACUCGAGGGAGAAAGCGAAAGAGUGAGGAACGACAAUUAGACGAAGCCCCGGGCAUCGAUACGGUACCACCGCCAGCGAAGAGACGCGUUACAAGAACAAGAGGGAGCACUGUCCUCGAAGAUUCGAUGAUCAGUGUUGAUGAAGAGCCUCAAAAUAAACCCAAGGGGCGAAAGGGGAGACCUUCUCGCAAGGGUUCAACUGCAUCUGUUGCACCGACGAGAGCACCAAUGUCUAUUCCAGACGAUGAAGAAAUCGACCGGGCUCUCGAAGCUGAUCUUGAGCGACAAGUAACAGAGGAUGAGGGAGAUCUUGUGGCGAUGGCUCCUGUAAAGAAACCAAGGGCCAGCAGAGCCACCACUAGAGCGCACUCGAUGUUCGAUGCAGCCCCAAUAGAUAUUGACGAGGCUACUAUCGACGCUGAACUUGAAGCAAUGGAAGUCAGCCCCAGACCUCUUCCCAAGGCGAAGGGCGCCAAAGGGAAACAGCCUCGAAAGGUUUCUGCCAAACAACGAGCUGCAGACAGAAAAGCGGCUGAUGAUGCGGCUGAAGCAGAACGUCGAGCCCAGGAGGAAGCCGAGGAAGCAUCCCAGCAGAUUUCAGCCGAGCUCGAAGAUAGUAUUUCGAUGCAGCGUUCCUCCCCAGUCGUCGAACAGAAGAAACAGCAACCCACUGCUCUUCAAGCACCGAAGAAAGCUUCUGGGAGAGUCACGAGGGGAUCUGUCACGUCCAAUGUCUCUAUGCCGGAGGAUUCGAUAGACGACCAUGUAGACGGAUCUGAAAAUGACACCGAUGCUAGUGUGGCUAGUCAAUCUACUGUUGUUCGAGGAGGCCCGACCAAACGUGGUAGCACGAUAAGAAAGGGCAGAGGUGGUAUAGGUGGUAGAAAAGGGCUAAGCAGAAACAUCGAGGAGAUCGUCCGUAAAGUGCAAGAGCCCGAAGAGUCCAUCCCUUCGACAAGAAACAAGCGGAUAACUCACAUGAAGAAGGUCAGCGUGGUUGAGGAGACCUACUACUCUCCGGCCCCAGAAUUACAGGUUGAUGAGCUAGAGCCAGCUGAAGAUGAGCCCGCUACCAAGAUUUUGAAGGCGAAACCAGCAAAGGGAAAAGGCCGGCCUCGCAAAAUAUCAAUCGAAGAACCGGAGGCUGAGGCGGAAAUCGAGGACUCUAUCCUUGAAGAACCUGUUUAUCGCGAGCCCACCCCAACUAAAGCUUCAUCUCCGAUGCGGUCUCCCACACCACCACCCAAUGAGAUGACACCGUCGCAAUCACCCCAAUCCUCAGAUGCCGAGAACCACCCUCCCUCCUCGAAGCCUUCUGCCCUUGCCCCAAGGACCACUACUCCGAACAAUGCAAGACCACGCAUGCCUCUAUCCGAAACAACUCCCAUGAUGUCGCCCUCCAAACGCAAUAUUAUUGCAGGCCUCCAAAGCAAGCAGCCAUGGACCUCCGUCGACCUUGAGACCAUCUUUAUGAAGUCACCCAGCGCGGAGAAGCCAGUGACUGACAUCUUCGGCGGCGCCGUGCAGAAGAUCAAGGAUGGGGAGCUGACGAGCCCCGAGAAGAAGAUGACCGUGGAGGAGUGGAUCCAGCACAAUGCUGCCACGGCAGAAGAAAAGCUGAGAAGUGAGUGUGAGAGGAUGGUCGGUCUAUUCGAAAGCGAGGGGACCAGAGCCAUGCGAGCUUUGGAAGGCGUUGAGUGCUUGGAAUAG
Molecule: messenger RNA, 2628 nt
Organism: Drepanopeziza brunnea f. sp. 'multigermtubi' MB_m1
Lineage: Eukaryota; Fungi; Ascomycota; Leotiomycetes; Helotiales; Drepanopezizaceae
Source: RefSeq, a predicted model, not a curated record